This is a messenger RNA of Nanorana parkeri, 252 nucleotides long. RefSeq names its product hepcidin antimicrobial peptide (gene HAMP). The record is from RefSeq and is a predicted model, not a curated record. Gene Ontology annotation, biological process: defense response to bacterium; intracellular iron ion homeostasis. The transcript is spliced from 3 exons. Lineage: Eukaryota; Metazoa; Chordata; Amphibia; Anura; Dicroglossidae. Gene Ontology annotation, cellular component: extracellular region. Bases 1 to 252 code for a protein of 83 amino acids.
AUGAAAUCCACCACCCUCUGCCUGAUUCUCAUCCUCUCCGCCGCCUGCCACCAAGGAAUCUGCGCCUCCAUGAAAGAGAAUGAAAAUGUGGAUUCCGCAGCCCAGCUGGGUCACCCACAGAUGGAAACGGCAGACAUAAAGGAAUCCACAGACUUUUUGGCACGUGGCAAACGGCACACCGGCCUUCAUAUCUGCAUAUACUGCUGCAAAUGCUGCAAAUACAAAGGGUGUGGAUACUGCUGCCGGACCUGA